Messenger RNA from Penicillium oxalicum, 990 nucleotides. RefSeq lists its product as uncharacterized. The transcript has 3 exons. Bases 1 to 990 code for a protein of 329 amino acids. NCBI's taxonomy places the organism in Eukaryota, Fungi, Ascomycota, Eurotiomycetes, Eurotiales, Aspergillaceae. The record is from RefSeq and is a predicted model, not a curated record.
AUGGCUCCCUAUUACGAUGGAUUGGGUGCCUUUCUAUUUCGGCAACUCUUCUGGACCAUUCCCGAACCACCACCAGAUCGCCUCGAUGGACAGAGAAUCUUAGUGACCGGAGCAAAUGCAGGAAUCGGUUACUCUCUCACGCUGAUGCUAGCUAGGAGGGGUGCUGAGGUAGUCAUGGCAGUUCGUUCAGUCGCCCGAGGAGAGGAAGCGAGAAACGAAAUCUGUCGCGAAGUCCCGGAAGCUCGUAUAUGCGUGCGACAUUGUGACCUUGCCGAUUUCCUGUCAGUCAAUACUUUCCUCGAGGAACUAAAAAGUGAGAGGUCGCAGUUUGACUUGGUAAUUCUGAAUGCUGGCGUGUGGUGCGCUGAGCGUCAAGACUCGGUGGAUGGACAUGAUAUGACCCUGCAGACUGAAAAGGUCAAUGUCUUGGCCAACGCUCUGUUAGCCUCCUCAUUACAGCAUCUCUUACGGUCCACAUUGGGCAACCCUUCUCGCAUGGUCUUCGUUACGUCAGAAGGACACGCAAUGGUUCCAUCCGACUUCGCUCAAGACGAGAAAUUGCUGGCGCGAUUCGCAAUUCAGCCCUAUUCAACGAGCUUUGACCACUAUCAGCAUUACUAUCUUUCGAAACUUUUCGGUCUCCUGUGGGCCCUGGCCUUUGCCCGGCGUGUGGAUCCGGAGAAAGUCUCCAUUGUGUUGGCGUCCCCAGGGCUUUGCCACAGCAAUUUAUUCCGAGACGUUCGCUCAGUACCUAGCAAUUUCUUGGCGUGGUGCUUCGCAAGACCCAGUUCAGAUGGUGCUCGAAUUCUUCUCACUGCUGCACUCGCAUGUCCACAGCGAGCUUCCAUCUACCCUGGAGAUACCUACUUCAGCCAAGGCCGUGUUGUCCCGGUCUCGCGCUUCGCUUCUGCACCCGCGGGCAUUGUCUGGCAAGAUAAGCUGUGGGAUGAAGUCGCACAAUUACUGGAGCCUUUCAAAAACAACAUUUGA